Messenger RNA from Coccinella septempunctata (seven-spotted ladybird), 1557 nucleotides. RefSeq names its product jerky protein homolog-like. The coding region runs from base 247 to 1557 and encodes 436 amino acids. Gene Ontology annotation, cellular component: nucleus. Gene Ontology annotation, molecular function: DNA binding. Lineage: Eukaryota; Metazoa; Arthropoda; Insecta; Coleoptera; Coccinellidae. The transcript has 2 exons. The record is from RefSeq and is a predicted model, not a curated record.
UUGAUCACUUGUCAUUGAAUCACAUAUAUGCACAUAAAACUGGCAACAAUGUGAGUUAGUUGCUGUACGUCGUAGUUUUUAUUUCCUUAGGGUUGCCUAAUACUAGUGCACGUUAUUGUUAGUUCGUGAUCAACACUGGAAGGAAGAUAUAUUGUUGUGAAGUUGACCCUAAUUUUUGACCUAUUUUCAUAGCUUGGAUACUUUUGGUGGAAAAAGAAAAACAGAGGUUGGAAAACAUCACUCAGAAUGGGCAGAACAUACAAAAGAAAGUUAGGUUCCAGAACUUACGGAAAUUUCAGUGAAGAACAAGUUAAUAAUGCGUUGCACGACGUAUUGGAGAAUGGAUUAUCGCUACGAAAGGCAGCAAAGAAAUACAGAUUGGCCUACGGAACUUUAAAUAACAGGUACCAUGGAUGUAAGAUCAAGAAGAGCGGUGGGCAACCUGUGUUCACGUAUGAAGAGGAAAUGGUCAUUAUUAACAGCGUCUUAACUUGUGCAGACUGGGGAUAUCCACUAAGCGCUAUGGAUUUAAGAAUGUUCGUCAAGAGUUUUUUGGACAAAAGUGGUAGAACCGUAUCUCGAUUCAACGAGAAUAUCCCAGGACCUGACUGGUUGAAUAACUUGUUAAAAAGGCAUCGAGGUGUUGUCGGUAAAAUAUUAGCAAGUAAUAUUAAAAAGAGCCGAGCGGAAGUUUCACCUGAUUCGAUUAAAAAAUAUUUCGAAAACUUGGGAAAAACCAUUGAAAAUGUUCCCGCUGAAAAUAUUUUCAACUAUGAUGAAUCUAAUGUCUCGGAUGAUCCUGGAAAGAAAAUGUGCAUCUACCGAAGGGGAACCAAAUAUCCUGAAAGAAUAUGCAAUCAUUCAAAAUCUGCAACUUCGAUUAUGGUUUGCGGAUCCGCCUCAGGUACCCUUCUGCCACCUUACGUCAUAUAUAAGGCAGAAAAUUUAUGGGACACUUGGACAGAAGAUGGUCCCAAGGGCAGCCCAUGCUGCGACCAACCAUGUUGCUCACUGGGCUCACGAUAUAAUCGGACCUCACACGGCUGGAUUGACAUGUCAACCUUCAAUGAUUGGUUUGUCACUUGUUUCUUACCACACGCUAAGCGAUUGGAGGGAAAAAAAGUGUUAAUAGGGGACAAUCUAGCAUCGCACUUCAAUCCAGAUGUUCUAAGACAAUGUGAAAAAAAUAAUAUUAUAUUUGCAUGCUUGCCAUCUAACUCCACUCACAUUUGCCAACCUUUGGAUGUUGCAUUUUUCAGGCCCUUGAAAGAAAGCUGGAGAAAAACACUAACAUCCUGGAAGAUGCAAAAUUCCAAAACUUCUGGCAUCCCAAAAAAUGAAUUCCCUAAGCUGUUGAAGCAGACACUUCAAACCAUGGAUAAAGUAAUACCCAAAAGGCCAGAUAUAGAAAAAAGUGCCAUAAAAAGAAAUUUACUUUCUGGUUUCGAGGCCUGUGGCAUUUCACCAUUCAACCCCAACAGGGUUUUAGAAAAGUUACCACAAGACGCCAUUAAUCAGAGACAACUGUUGUCUCUGCCAUUAAUGAAAACGAGAUAA